Homalodisca vitripennis (glassy-winged sharpshooter) is the source of this 1883-nucleotide messenger RNA. RefSeq names its product centromere protein L-like. The transcript is spliced from 6 exons. The record is from RefSeq and is a predicted model, not a curated record. The coding region runs from base 460 to 1548 and encodes 362 amino acids. Lineage: Eukaryota; Metazoa; Arthropoda; Insecta; Hemiptera; Cicadellidae.
CUUUCCUGAGGGGUUCUGUCCCGGGAUGUACAUAAUUAUAUUCGUGAUGGUCUGAAAAUUAACAAUUAAAAUUACAAUGCAGUUAGAAAAGAGGUGCAGUGAAGCAUCAUGGCAGAAAACUGUAGUUUGCUUCAGCAUUCUAAAUGAAUAAAAAAAGUGAUUAUUAUAAGAGCGGGAAAUAGCUCCUCUGGCCAGGCUCCAGUCUAAUGACUUGAAUGUGCAAUCCAAUGUUGAUUGUUUUUGUAAUUUAGUUCUUUACUGCAAAACUAAAAGUUUAAUCUUGUCAGGGAGAUUGAGUGUGAAAUUUCGAACUAGUUGGAAUGUGAAUGUUCAGUUAAUAGUGUAAUACUUGUCAAUUAUUGUUAAAAUGUUUCAAUUUUGAGUGUGAUGCUGAUGAAAUAAAUAUUGUUGCACCAUUUUCAUGGCAUAAUGCACUGAUCAUUGAUAUCAAUACCAACAAUGAACGCAUUGAACGAAAGCCAGACAAAAGGCACUAGGAGGAAGAGAUCCCUUGAGGAUGGCGGUAGAACAGCCAUGCGCAAACGCAAAUCAUUGCGGCUGCAACAUUCGGUCUCCCUGCAUAUUCCUAUGGAGGAGCUGGAUACCACAGCCAACCGCAUGAACUGUUACAUUGAUCUACCACAACAAGUGUUCAGCCUGACCUAUCUCGAUGACAACGCCACUCAGAAUCCAGAGUCUUUGAACAGUUUGGAAGAAUUAAAAAGCAAAAAAUGGCAAGUAUAUCUUGCUGGGCACCUGUAUAACUUCAACUAUAAGCCAACUCAGAUGGCAGCUCUGUCGAAGAGUCUCACCUCUGCUCUCACUGUCGGAUUCCAGAAAAGUGAGAUGACAUUCCAUAGUGAAGUAGACACUGUUGACAAAUUCACUCCUACAGAAAAUGAUCACAAGGCACUUAUGAUAACAGUCAUGGGUUCUACAGGGCAGAAACAGAAUGUACUCUACCAUGGUUACAUGCUGUCAUGGUGCAAUCCGGUCAAAGACAAUAACCUCAUAUUGCCGAUCUUAAUGUGUCGAGGCAACCAGAAGUAUAGGACACUAAUUCAUUCCGUGUUGUCCGAGAGAUUCGACCUCAACAUUAGACCUUUUCUACUCACGCAGGAAGAGUUCAUGCAUCUCUCCACCUACUGUCUCGUCAUGCUCGACAAGACUGAUCCGUACAUUGCUACGCUCACAUGCAAAAUACACUCAGGCAUCAUACAACUGUCUGUGGCUUUAGAACAUCUAUUGAAACUGUGGAACACCAUUCACAAAGAAGACAGCAAUGAAGUGGAAUUGGACGAAAUCCUAACAUUUCAUGAAGCUCUGGAAGCCUUUUAUGAGUCCACCUUCGGUAUCAAACUUGGCUACGCUCAUUAUUCAAGCAUUACCGUUCCAAACUGUUUUGGACUUCAAAUAAACUGUAUGGUGUGGUUUAGGUCAACCAGGAUACUGCACGUUGUGCUCAAAUAUCUGAACCACCUGGCCGUGCAGAGGCUGAAAGUGAGAGCUUUGAGCACUGACAUGCCAACAUCAAACAUGACGCUUUGACCAUUAAAUGCAGCAUGAGUUACUUGACUUGUACGUGAGCAUGUUGUGACGGCAAGGCCAGUUCACAUGCUAUACAUCUGGGACAAGGCAUGUUACAACAAGCUGGCUGGCCACAUGGUUGCUGCUGUGACACUUCUAUUCAAAUAAUAAUAAGCUUUUUAACUGGGUGACAAAGUGGGGUGUUUUUAUAUUUUUACUAUGUCUAAAACUUAUAUUAUUUAAAAUUGAAAAUCUUUAAAGAUUUAUGUUACCUCCAAGAAUCUUCACUGGUGGAAAGAACUGCACUUUUCAUCAAUUAGUACUUCUUAUUAAUAAUAAAGUGUACCUAAAAAAUA